Messenger RNA from Jaculus jaculus (lesser Egyptian jerboa), 1686 nucleotides. It is a transcript of the gene Nfam1, whose product is annotated as NFAT activating protein with ITAM motif 1. The transcript is spliced from 6 exons. Gene Ontology annotation, cellular component: membrane raft. The coding region runs from base 4 to 804 and encodes 266 amino acids. Gene Ontology annotation, biological process: positive regulation of B cell receptor signaling pathway; positive regulation of cytokine production; regulation of B cell differentiation. Gene Ontology annotation, molecular function: transmembrane signaling receptor activity. Lineage: Eukaryota; Metazoa; Chordata; Mammalia; Rodentia; Dipodidae. The record is from RefSeq and is a predicted model, not a curated record.
UGCAUGGAGAGCUGCCUUCUGCGGCGCUGGGCCCCGGCGGUCCCCCGGUGUCCCUCCAGCCUGUUCCUGGCCUUGCGGCUCCUGGGUUUGCUGUCAGUGUCCUGGGUCGUGCCACCGGCAGGAGGACAGUCAGUGACCCACACUGGCCUCCCCAUUAUGGCUUCCCUGGCAAACAGGGCCAUCUCCUUCAGCUGUAGAAUCAACUACCAGAAUAUCCCAGAAUUCAAGUUCUUCACUGCCAGCUACUAUCAUGUGGAUCUACAGGGUCAGAAAAGCUCAGAGAAGCCAAUCAGCUGUCAACACAGCCCUGGUGCGCCGAAUCAGACUGUGGAUUGUACGGUCAAACUCUGGCUCCCAGACGCAUCGGCCACGGGCACCUACUACUGCUGCAUCCAAUGGCAGAGCAGCACCAUUCAGGGCCAUGGCACCUUUAUCCUGGUCAGAGACACAGGGUACCAGCAACCCCCACCCAGCUCCCAGAAGGCCUUGUACUUUGGCUUCACUGGUCUGCUCAGCGUCCUGAGUGUACUGGUCACGGCUCUGCUACUCUGGAAGAAGAAACAGAUGUUGGUUCCAGGUAAGCACCGCACCAGGAUGGGCCCAGAUCCCAAGUCUGCCAGCGGACCCACGAAGCCUCCAUCAGAACCUGUCUACACAGCCCUGCAGCACCGAGAGACCGAAGUCUAUGACCAGAUCGAGACCACAGCUGGCAGCCAGCUCUCUAGCCAAGACCUUCCCCCCAAGAAGAAACCACAUAGGUUUGAGGAUGACAACGAAUUUAACAUGGUCUAUGAAAAUCUCUAGGAGGAACUCUAUAGACCGAGAGUCUUGCCCUGCAUCAGAAGCCUGGGACCACCCUUCCUGCUGAAGGACCUGAUCUGGACCAGGAGUAAGGCCCCCAAGACGUGGCCUUACCCUCACCUUCAAGGUCCUCUUUGCUUUGGCCUCGCUGGCUCCCGGUGGACAGCAUCUCAACCUGAAUGUUUCGCGUCUCUGGGCCUUUGCCUGCUGUUCCCUGUGCCAGGCGGGCCCUUCUUCCCUUUGCCUGUGGGUAAACUGCUGUGUGGUCCUUCAGAGCUUGCCUGGACACCAUCACCCUUUUCCUGGGGCCCUCUUCAGCCCGCAGAACCGUGUUUAUAGCUCUCUUGGCUCCAGCCUGUACUUGGUUCACAAGCAGACUGGGCCCUUAGUGCCGUGCCUAAGCACUGAGCCACCUUACUUCCCUACCUAACCAGCCCAAAGGAAGGCACAAGGUGUCCACAUGCCGGGUGGGCCAGGAGAGUGGUGAGGGAAGGGGAGAGGCAAGAACGAGGGCACAGAGGGUGGCUGGGCCCAGGGCCAAAUAUAGAGACCAAGGAUGUGGCAAGUGGUGAUGGUCAGACUGGGGACCUAGACCAGGGAGGGUCCUUUACACCCAGGUAGGAAAGGGGGCUCUAGCCUGUUUGGGGUGCAGAGCUGACUCACAUGAGGAAUGAAGCCCUCCCCUCCUCCAACAAGAAGCCCCUAGCUGGUGUCCCAUCAGUCUGGGUGGGAGCACACUGUGCUAACUGCUUGCCAUCCUGCGCUCUGUAGGCCUCCAGACCCUCUGCCCGGCCAGCCCCGGCCCACCAUCGGCGACUUUAUCCAGCUGUCUUUAUCUGCUUUGGGCCCAUUGGGCCCUUCAGUGGGUUGAGGCCACUGCGCCCA